Zygosaccharomyces rouxii is the source of this 1158-nucleotide messenger RNA. RefSeq names its product Golgi transport complex subunit COG5 (gene COG5). Gene Ontology annotation, cellular component: COG complex. The transcript has a single exon. The record is from RefSeq and is a predicted model, not a curated record. NCBI's taxonomy places the organism in Eukaryota, Fungi, Ascomycota, Saccharomycetes, Saccharomycetales, Saccharomycetaceae. Bases 1 to 1158 code for a protein of 385 amino acids. Gene Ontology annotation, biological process: intra-Golgi vesicle-mediated transport.
AUGAGUGAAGAUUUAGAGGACUUUGAAGUGUUUCUAGAGAAUGAGUUCAAUGCCCAGAGGUUUGGCAACGACUUGAUCAAGGCUACCAAUACUGAUGAUUCUACGGCAGAGUUAGAUAUCGACACACCUAUCAAGAAGAUCAACUACGACAUCGGUGAAAUUGAUACCAGAAUUGAAAAAUUGAUCAACGAUAAUCCACUACAAAUAUUAGAUCAAAUCUCCAGGACUAAGGCUUCGAGGACAACGGUAAGAGAUGGUCUCAAACCAAGCUUAGACUAUUUGGAUAUGUCAUACAAAAGGUUACAAGAAGUAUUGGAACCAUAUGAAAAGGCCCAAAAAUUACAGAAUGUAUUGAGCAAAGUACAUCAGACUUCCAUUUUGCUACGAGAUGCCCUUAUUUAUAUCCAUUUGGUCAAUAGCAUCAAGGUUAUUAAUGAAUCUAAUCAACAGUUAAAUUCGCAAAUGGCACUAGAACUAGCGUCCUUGCAUUCACAGUUAGAAUCGGGAAUUAAUCAAAGUGCAAAUCUAAAAUCAUUGAGGUUGAUUAAGAAAUUUGAUAUUGAUGUCGUGGGGCCCAGUUCUAAAGAAUUACUCAAUUAUCUGUCUACAGAAUUGAAUCGAGUGUGUUCAGACACCAACAAUUUAAAUGCCAAUAGAGAAAACGUCGUGGUUCUAUUAAAGGCGUUGCAUAGUUUUUCAUUACAAGAAUUUGCCAAUACAGUGCAUAGAAUAGUGCUAUCACACGUUCAAGCAAGUGUACAAGCGUUGAUAAAGACAAUCAAUUUUGUUAAAAAUUUCCCACCAGCAAUGGAAAUAGCUGUCAAGAGAGGUUAUACCAUUUCCUUCGUGCAAUCGCUUUUACGUGAUAUAAAAUCUGAUAAUACCAAUUUUCUGAACGAAUAUACAUCUCAAAUGAAACCUAAACCGUUGACGCCAAGAGAAUUUUAUUGGAAGCAAGUAGCGACUAGCUUUAAAAAGGAUUUGGACAUUUCAUACAAAAGGGGUGGUCCUGUGGGUAAAGCUUUGCAAAGAAGUCGUGAAUUUAUCGAGCAAACUAUUAGGAAAACUAUGGUUAAUUCUACCGAUAACGCGGAUUAUGAAGCCGAUAUGCAAACAAUGUUGAAUUCUGUUUCCGUUCUAUCCACUGAAAUGCAUUAG